CAGCUUCAAGGGACUGAACUACUUUUCGCCAAGUUUUCGCCAGGCCAGACAAAGGCCGGAAAGCUGCGUCAAAAGUCUCUCCCGGAACCGACCAACCGGCCACUAGUACUUGUGCUAGAACUACCUAGCAGCAGAGCUAGAGUCACCAGCAAAAUGAGCUUCUCUCGUGUCACGACAAAGUUGCGCCCAUGGCAACGAAGAGCUCGCGGGAUUCUAGAAAGUGGAUGUGCCAAUUUACUCCCAGGGGCGCGAAAGGAGGGCAGGGCCAUGGCUCGCCUUCAGAACAGGCGCAAGUACCGCUACCAGUCAGAUACAACGUGGGGCUGGUGCCCGGAGCGGCCAGCGUCUUAGGUCCCGGAAGCUUGCCCCGGACCCGCCCAAGAACCAGGUACUAUACUCGUACAUUGUCGCCCUCUAACCAGCAACAGCUACAGUAUUUUCGGUGUCUGGUACAGUAUGAUGAGGUCUGGACGUCUGCUGGCACUGUGACGGCUUGGUCAACUCUGAUUUACAGAGACACAGCAAUGGAGCACUUGAUACAAGGGUCAUCCUCCACUGGCGAGUACGCGGAAACGGUGCGGAUUCGGCUUAAACGGUGGUGGCUGGGCUUGUGCAGUGCAAUUUGUGCAUGUUUCAGUCACCGUUCCGUUUCCCGUGUUGGCGCAUCUCGGGGAGGUACUUGAGCCACAGAGAAGGGCUGCUGAUAAGCGUGCAUGUUCGUCGCGCCUCGUACUGUGCGGCCAGUGACGCGCUGCCAUCGUGUACAUGCUGGCCGGAGCUUCUGGUGCUGACCUUUGAGGAUUCAUAUCAUGGCAGCACUGAAAAUAGGGGUCUGGUCGCCUUUUUGUCUGUGCCGCCUUACGGGAAUAGGGAGCUGCUUGUACCAGUGAUUGAUGAAGUGAGC
This is a messenger RNA of Trichoderma harzianum CBS 226.95, 904 nucleotides long. RefSeq lists its product as hypothetical. Bases 189 to 683 code for a protein of 164 amino acids. The record is from RefSeq and is a predicted model, not a curated record. The transcript has a single exon. NCBI's taxonomy places the organism in Eukaryota, Fungi, Ascomycota, Sordariomycetes, Hypocreales, Hypocreaceae.